Molecule: messenger RNA, 3247 nt
Organism: Amborella trichopoda
Lineage: Eukaryota; Viridiplantae; Streptophyta; Magnoliopsida; Amborellales; Amborellaceae
Product: plant/protein
Source: RefSeq, a predicted model, not a curated record
GCCGCAGUUGCAAACCUUUUAAAUCGAUCCUCACUGGUAUAGCAAGGUGGGGGAAACUCUCUCUCUCUCUCUCUCUCUCUGCGAAAAGAAACCAUGAGUUUAUCACUCUUACAGGAUUAUUCUUCCGAAGAGGAAGGACCUCAGCAAGAAGACCCAUUUUCUCAAAGCGACGAGGAUACCGAGAGAGAGCACAACCAUCUCUCUUUUUACCAAUCACCCUUUCCAAACCCCAUCCAUUCUCUCAACAGUAAUUCCCUUUUACCAUCUGCACUGGAGGCUUUCUCUGAGAUCUCGGGCCCCCCUGGAUUCUUGAACAAUUGUGUUGCCGAGCACCCUUCUUCGAGUGCUUCAGAGGAGAGGCGGCGCCAUGGAAGCCGGAGAUCGAAGAAAGAGAAUAAAGAUCUUCCUCCAGGAGCCGUUGUUGAGGCUAAAGCUCAGUUAGUUGCCAUUCGUGACCGAGUGAGAAGCGAUGUGGAGGGAAACAUUCCUCAACCUUCUUCCGCAAUGCCACCUCCUGCAAGUUCUCUGGGAGAUAGCAAGCGUGUGCCUGCGGCAACCCUGCCUGGCGCAGAAGAUGCGGCAGAUCUUCUCAGAAUGUGCCUUCAAUGUGGGAUACCAAAGACAUUUUCAAGUGCUCGUGGAGGGGUAGUGUGCCCUGUAUGUGAAGAUCGCCCCCCUGCAAACCCUAACAUGGAAAAGAAGAAGGGAUCGACAAUAAAGGACAAGGAGAAGAGCAAAAGAAUGAAGGGCCAAUCAACCCAUGCCUCGUGGAAAAGCGAAACCGAAAUGCAGCUGCGGCAGCAGUUUGAUUAACUGAGUCCAUACAUUUGAGUGUUCAGGGAUACUAAUGGAGUUUACAUGCUACCAGUUCAAUUAGCCAUAAAAAAUAUAAAAUUCGCAGGUUAGUUAUUUAAGUACUGAAUUCUAGCUUAAUUGUGAUUCAUCCAUGUGGUUGUAGUUUAAAUCAGUGAAAAUUUUAUCCAUUUCUCAAGAUUCAUGCAUCAUAUUUUUAGUUUUAUUUUCAUAUAUGUGCAUCACGAUGUGUUUUUUUUUUCACAUAUAUGUACGUCAAAAUGCGGUUGACAGAAGACAACACAUUCAGAAUGAAAAUUUUGUUACUAGAAAGGUAAAACCAAAUUCAUGAAUUGCUGCAAUUUGCAAUCUAUCCAGAAAUCUCAACCUGCCUACAUAAGUAGGUCGAAUAACUGUUCACGAUUAGGACUUCUAUUCAGCUAAAACAAGUAGAAGUCCUAAUCGUCCCCAACCAAUCCUACUUGUUUUAACGCCUCAAGUCCUUGUUUCAACGCCACUCUUUUUUCCCAAGCCCUCCCCUUGUAUAUCCUUAUGCAAAUCCUUUUUCCUUAAUUGUAGCUAAAUUUGUACCCAAAUCCUAAUCGUCCCCAACCAAUCCUCUACUUGUUUCAACGCCUCCCUUUUUCCCUAAACCCUCCCCUUGUAAUCCUUUUUCCUAAAUUGUACCCAAAUAGAAGUCAUAAUCAUUCCCAACCGAUCGUAAUUGUCUCUUCUUCACAUCCUUGUUUCAAUGCCACUACUAAAUAAGAAGAUCCGAAUUGUCUUCACAUCCUUGAUUGUUUCUUCUUCACAUCCUUGUAUCCUUGUUUCAACGCCUCUACUAAAUAAGAAGAUUAGAAGUCCUAAUCUUUUUAACCAAUCCUAAUUAUCUCUUCUUCACAUCCUUGAUUGUCUCUUCUUCACAUCCUUGAUUGUCUCUUCUUCACAUUCUUGUACCCUUGUUUCAACGCCUCUACUAAAUAAGAAGAUUAGAAAUUGUCUCUUCUUUACAUCCUUGUUUCGACGCCUCUACUAAAUAAGAACAUUAGAAGUCUUAAUCUUUUUAGAACUCCUAAUCUCCUUGUUUCUAGGCCUCUACUGAAGAUUAGAACUCCUAAUCCUUAAUUCAAGUCUUUUAUUUUCCUAAUCUUUUUAGAACUCCUAAUCCUUGAUUCAUGUCUUCUUCUUUUUUUUCUAUUUGUUUCAACGUCUCUACUAAAUAAGAAGAUUAGAAGUCCUAAUCUUUUUAGAACUCCUAAUCCUUGAUUCACGUUUUUUUUUUUUUUAUAGAGCUGAGACUUUUCACAUCCUUGUUUCAAUGCCUCUACUAAUAAGUAAAAGAUGGAACCCAUUCCCGCUAUCGCUACCCUAUUAAUUAAGCCUUUCCCUUACCCUUACCCCUGAACCACUGAUCAAGAUUACACUUCAUCUUUCCCUUUCCCUUACCCUUACCCCCGAACCACAAAUCAAGAUUACCCUUCAUCAUUCCCUUGCCCAAAUCAAGAUUACCCUUCAUCUUUCCCUUACCCCUGAACCGAGUUAUUAAAUCCCAUCGAUCCCCCACCUCGAGUUAUUCUAUCAUUCUUGGCUCUCUUUAAUGUAGUUAAAGGCAUUAGUUGGAUAUGUUAUUUAAGUUCAUUGUUAUACAAGAAAAAGGAUGAAGGAGACAUUAUUUACAUCCCUGAGAAGAAGGCAUUAGAGCAGCAGUUGGACAUCACGAUCAUGAAAGAGAUCACAAAUGAAGAACAAUGGAUACUCAUUCAGGAGGAUCUCAAUGGUGAAAUAAUGCAAAGGAAAAAGAGGAGCUGGUUUGGAUGUCUCCGAGUGCGUUGACGGUUUUAAGAAGACAUUAGAGCAGGUGGAUAUUUUGAUCAUGGAAGAGAUCACGAAUGAAGAACAAUAGAUACUCAUUCAGGAGGAUAUCAAUGGUGAAAUAAUGCAAAGCAAAAAUAGGAGCUGGUUUGGAUAUGGUGAAAUAAUGCAAAGCAAAAAGAGGAGCUGGUUUGGAUGGCUCUGAGUACGUUGAGGGUUUUCAAUUUGUCUUUCUUUUUAUUUUUUAGUUUUUAGUUAUAAUUUUUUGUUUCUCUCCUCACAUAGAAAUAAGAGCUUUGAGGAUUCUUACUUUGUAGGUCAAAUACAUCAAAACCAGUUUUGUUGGAUUUUUUUUCUCAAUCAGCUUGGUUGGUUGAUGUUGCACAACCUUAUUUUCAUUCAAAGGAUUUUCAGCUGAUAACGAUUAUGUUUGCUAGUUAGUCUUAUCAUUGAAUCGAGUCUUGAAAUAAAACUAAAAACUAAAUUAUGAUUGAUCUCUAUGACCAUAAAUUUGAUAUGGGCACCCUGCUUAUAUGAUUAUCAUGAUGCGAUGAUGGAACAACCAAUUACAAUGGUUAUUAUGUAAAAAUUAUAUUAUUCCUCUUUUCCUUGAUAAAAUUGGUAAUAUUUUUAGAUAUUUCAC